Messenger RNA from Ostreobium quekettii, 714 nucleotides. The record is from the annotation of a GenBank genome assembly. Lineage: Eukaryota; Viridiplantae; Chlorophyta; Ulvophyceae; Bryopsidales; Ostreobiaceae.
AUGGCGCAAGCUGCAGGGGACGGGGUUGCCAAGGCGCGUGUUGACCCUCUGAGACCCAGGGUCAAAUCCGUGGCGUCGCUGCUACAGGCUGGCACUGGAGGGCGCACCCAGCGGUCGGCGCUGUCAGCGUACCGCAGCGGAGCAGAGGACAAGUACUACCUAGGAUUCGAUUUCGGCACGUCUGGCGCCAGGGCGAAACUCAUUGAUGAUGCAGGAAACGUUGUCAUCGACAAGAAAUGCGGUUACGAUUCCAAGCACGAUCGGUUGGAUGCACAAUGGGAAAGGGCACUGGACAGCCUGUUGGAACAAAUGCCAGAAUCUGUUCUGGGACGUGUGAGCGCCCUUGCAUUUGAUGGAACGUCGGCAACAACCAUGCUCAUUGAUCGAGGCACAGGGGAAGUGCUGGAACAACCAAAGUUGUACAAUGAGGGCCAGGGCCUACCUGCCCAGGAGCGGGCAAAGGAAAUGUGUCCUGUGGGCCAUGCUGCACGUGCCUCCACCUCGUCGUUGUGCAAACUACUGCAGUGGGACUUUGAAGGGGCAUGGCAGAGGGCAGAGUCAGAAGGGCAUGUCCCAGGCAUCUUGCACCAGGCUGACUGGCUUGCAGCUCAGUUUCAUGGUGACUGGAGCUGUACGGACUACACCAACUCUCUGAAACUGGGCUUCGAUCCUGGUGCCGAGCAGUAUCCCCAGUGGCUUGCCUCACAGGGUUAG